This is a messenger RNA of Juglans microcarpa x Juglans regia, 474 nucleotides long. Its product is annotated as VQ motif-containing protein 17-like. NCBI's taxonomy places the organism in Eukaryota, Viridiplantae, Streptophyta, Magnoliopsida, Fagales, Juglandaceae. Gene Ontology annotation, molecular function: protein binding. The record is from RefSeq and is a predicted model, not a curated record. The coding region runs from base 1 to 474 and encodes 157 amino acids. The transcript has 2 exons.
AUGCGCCAUUCAAAAGAAAUAUCCAAGCCCAAACCAGAGAUACGUAUAAUUCACAUAUUUGCACCCGAAAUCAUCAAAAUUGACCCAACAAACUUUUGCGAGUUAGUGCAACGACUUAUUGGAAAACCAACGGAAAAGGACUGUAAUAAGAAACAGAGAAUUGCCCUGAGAGAAGAGCAAAGAAAUGCUUCAUCCGACAAGCCAGCGGCCAAACUGGAGCUCCAAGCUGGGUUUCGUGGUUUGAUGCCAAGGGAGAGAGUUAAGGAUGAGGAAAGGAUGUGGAAUGGGGAGAAUUCAGAUGGGUUCUUGGGCAGCUUUGUAGACUUGGAAGGGUUUAUUCAAGAGCUUGGUGAAUUCUCAUUUCUUCCUUCGGAUGCUUCAUACAUGCAUGGCUUUGGAGAAGCUCAACAUGCCGACAUAGUGGCACGUGUUUAUGGUGCAGAUAUCCGGAACAAGGUAGACUGGCUUUUAUGA